Messenger RNA from Symbiodinium sp. CCMP2456, 618 nucleotides. The record is from the annotation of a GenBank genome assembly. NCBI's taxonomy places the organism in Eukaryota, Dinophyceae, Suessiales, Symbiodiniaceae.
AUGGAAGAGCUGAGACGAAUGGAGUCUCGAAGGGCUGCAGCCAUCCCUGCUGACGAUCUCUCGGGUGCGCCGCUGUCAGUGAGGCUUCUUCUAGCCAGCUCCGUCGUGCUUAUGAUCUUGGGACUCUUUUUUAUGGCUUGCUACGCCGUCUUGCCCAGCGGGGCAAUGGUGCAGGAGCUGAUGUUUGCGCUAGUCUGCAUGACGUUCCUGACCGGAAGCCUCUCGUGGAUGGCUUUGGUCCGGUGCCACUUACACCAGCAGGCGACGCGCCAGGAGGAGAAGGAGAUAUCCCGGAACUCCCAUGAACAUGUGUGGGCGUCGAUGCCGUUUCAGUCACUGGCUACGGGGCGUCCCGAGUUCCGACUGAUGCAGGUUGGGGUUGCUGCCGGCACCGCCAGACCUACAAAGAAAGUGCUUCAGAAAGCAGAUGUACUGCCGACACAGACGUGGGUACAGCAGACGUGCCUUUGUUGUCUGGAGGAUUUCAAGGGCCCGGACGUCAUCUCUUUGUUGCCCUGUGGGCACAUUUACCACGAGGCAUGCCUUAUGGAGUGGUUCACAGCGCGGAGGUCCUCGGGCUCUUGCCCGGUCUGCCGCCAGCAUCCCGAAAUUGUUUAA